GCAUCAAUAUUGACACGCUUGAAGCAGCAAAUGCGUGCGUGCCACUUGAUCAAAUGCAAUGCUAUUCCACUCCACCCUCUACACACGGCUCAAAACACAACCCUGUUACUGAUGCCAUGUCAUAAGUGCUUCCUCUCCUUUCCAUUUUCUUGGUUACAAUAAUACCAUUGCAGAGUUCCUUCGCACUUUUCAGAUUCUCACGAUUCAAAAUCACCACUCGCUACGCACCGUUUCGAUCCCGUGGACUCUUCUUCGGGAGCUUCAGAGAGGAACGGAGCAGAGUUCGAAGUGCGUGCACUCUAGCUAGCGCUUAUAGAAGAUGUCACUUUAUAUUGGUAAUCUGUCAGAACAUUCUCGAAGAGAUGAUCUUGAGCGUGUUUUCCGUCGAUUUGGACAUUGUAAUGUUCAGCUGAAAAGAAAUGGCUAUGGCUUUGUAGUAUUUGAUUUCCCUCUCGAUGCUGAAAAGGCUCUGAGAGCACUGAAAGGUAGAAAUAUAUGUGGUGAAUCGCUGACACUAACGUGGUCCAGUAAACAGCCUAGUUCGCAUUUUUCUAGAAUUCCUAGUGGUGUCAGAAGAAAUGCAUAUGAGUUGGGACAUGCGAGGAAUGCUGAAAGAGUUGGGUAUGCAAGAAGGAGAAUGGGCACCAACGGGAGGUCAAAUCAGAAGAUGGGAAGGGGAAAAUCCGUGGAAAUGGCCGGUGAGGAGAGGGGAUAUUGUCGUGAUGAUUUUAAAGAUUAUGUUGGGGAAAAAAAGAAUUAUGAGGGAGACUUUCCCAAUGAAGGCGGUGGAGUUGUUCCUAACAAGGAGGAAAAUGGUGGAUGGGGUGAGCCAGUUCAUGACCCAUUGGUUGACAAUGGGAAUGGAAGUGGUAUAGAAUUUGAUCGUUAUGAACCUUACCAGUGCCCUGAUAGGAAGCAUGACAAUGAAGAUUAUCAUGUUGGUUACUCUGGUGGUUCUCCUGCAGCCCAUUCCCAAGAGAAUGUUAGCAGAGCACUUGGCGAGGAUACCUCAAAUUGUUCAAAUGGCUCAAAAUUCCAGCAAAAUUGUUUUAGAUGUGGUGAUGCUGGUCAUAAAAUGCGAAAUUGUCCAAAAGAACAUACUUCACAGAGGAAAUAUAACAGCAAAAUUGUUCAGCAGAAUAAUAAAAUAGACAAGAAGCAUAAAAGUGAAGAUGAGAAUAAAUUUGAAUCUGAUUCCUUGGCAAGGCUGCAGUCAAGUGUGGAGGCUUUGUCAAUGAGGCACCAGAUAGAUGGGAGGAGGUUGUCUGGUUCACGACAUCACCAUGCACCACGGAGAAACGAAUCAUCCCCUGUAACAAGGGAAACUGAUAAGCAUAAUAAAAAGGAAUAUGGAGGAAAGAAGCGAAGCAGAAAUGAAAUAGAAUUGCCUAAACAAUCUAAGGCAAAGAUAUCCAAGCAGUCAGUCUCAUCCUCUUUGCUAUCUGAUUACUCUGCAUCUCGCUUUCAUUCAAAUUCUCAAUCUUCCAAGUCAUUGCAUAGGUCUAGUUCCCAUUCUAGAUCAAGAUCAGUGUCUUCUAGAUCAUAUUCUUCAUCAUCAAAAUCUCAGUAUUGUAAAGGUAAACGUUUGAAUUCUAGGAGAUUAAGCUCCUCUAUGCCUCUGUGUGUAUCACUCAAUCAGACUUUAUCAUCAUCUCCAAAUAAAAUACAGUUGAAUUCAAAAGGCUCAUCCAUCAAUGGUACUGCUCUUGAAUCUGUGGAGCAUUUGGUCGCACAGGGGCAACAAAUUGGCAGUAAAAUGGAAUUGGAGAAUCUUCAAUCCAAGGAUACAGGUAUUGCUGUAAAUGGAAAAGCUGCAGUGUAUACCACAGUGGUGGAUGAUGUGGAAAAGGGCCAAUUUGUACAGGAGGACAAUCAUGAAAAUCAUUUUUUCUUAAAAUCAUCUGGCAGAGUAACAGAUUUAAAUGAACCACUUGUUGGGAAUUUAUCUCCAACAGUAGAAAAAGAGACAAAGGGUCUUGAGCAUUCUGGAGCAAUGAUGUUGGAUAAUAUUUCAACAGAAAUUGAGAAGCCUGCUUCUGAAACUAAUGUUAAUCUCCAUUCUAACCUUUCAACCAUUGUAUCCACAGAGGAGAUCCGCAUGGUUCUUAAUACCUAUGGCUUGGAACUUCCGAAAGAUGAUGAAAACAAUUUAACAAUUGAUGCCGUAUUUGGUUGUGCUCGGUUGUGGCCUUGGCAUGUUGUUUAUUACCGUAGGUUGAAGAAAGGCCCAAUUUCAACUGAGAACUAUGCCCGACGGGUUGCUCAAAAUCAGGAAUUUGGCAUUGUUGAUAAGUAUAUAAGAAGCAGUAGUGGGUGGGGAGAGUUCAGUCUUGAGAAUGCUUAAUUGUUCAUACUGCUACAGAUGAUGCCUCAAUGGUAGAUUUAUUCUCAUAGGAGCUAUGUAUCUAUGUUCUAUGCUGUCGUUUCUGCAUGGCUCUCAAUGGAAUUCAGAUGUGAGAAUGGUAAUGAAUGUAAGUAAGUUUGCUCAGCAGGUAAUUAUGCAAACCAUACUAUAACUCAUCAUAUUGCUUUGCUUUUUUGUAGUCUCCAUGCAAUUAUAGUGCAGUGCCAUCUUACAACUGAUAACAAUUAUAACAAUGGUAGUAUACCAAACGCUUGAAACUUUGAAUGAUGGUAUAAAUUCUGGAAUGACAGGAAUCUACACUGUUUUAUUAUUAUUUGAUUUGUUUUUUGUGCUUGCUUAAAAGAAGGGGGAGAAGGAGAUCUUUUAACUUGUUUACUGUGCUAAUGAGUUCAUUGCUGUAAUAUUAUAAUACUGAUAUGCUAGGGCUGGCAGCUUGGAAGCAUAUGCACACAACAAGGGUGGCAUGGUACAUUUCUAGUAGUAUAGGAUUUGGCAUAGCUGAGCAUGCUAUGUAGUAAAAAAGAUUAAUAUAUAUAAUCAUUCAAUGACAUAUUAUGAACCUGAAACUAUAAAUCCUUAACAAGGUUGUAAAUUCAUUUUAAAAUAUUGCAAUCAUUAAAAAUGUAUUCUCCUGAUCGUCUAUAUUCAAUUUCUAUCUAGUUGGUUGUUGUCUUUCAAUUAUUGCCUGAACUGGUUAUAUUGAUUUUGCUCUCUGGUCUUGUUAGUUUAUUAAUUAAUGAUGUGCUAUAUUUUGUAUUUUGUUUAUGGCUUCCUUAAGGUUUGAGUAAUGAAAGACACACACACACACUAAAGACAACAGAAACAUGUUUAGAGUUGAGACCCUUCUAGAAACACAAGGCUACCCUGCCACUCUUAACACAAAACAAAAAAUAGAAAAAACAUAACACAGAUGCUGGAAAAGAAAAGAACAGAGACCUCUCUGACUAACUGAUGAGUGAUGAGGUGAACAGAACAUAAUCCAGAAGAAAGUUGUGCUGUAGUGUGUUAAAUGAGGCUUGACUAGGAGCAACACCAGAGUGAUGUGGGCCGGCUGGGGAACUUGUUCCAUUGCCGGAAAGAAGUUUGUGACUAGAGAUGUGAUUUAGUAUGGGUAGUAAGGUUAAUAAUGAUGGGUAAAUUAUUGACUAAAAAAGUAUGAUAUUUGGUUAGUGGAGAUGAUAUAGGUGAUGGUGUAAAAGUGAGUGUUUUAGACAUAUUCUUUGGUUUUGGGGACAAUUGACAGGUUGACUGAGACAAGUGGAUAUUGCAAUGAAGCAAACCUAGUAAAGGAUAAAAAGCAAUGUUAACUCUUGAAAGCUUUUAAAAAGUAAUUGUUAGGAUGAGCAGAAAGAGUGAGAAGGUUGAUGGUUGGAGACUGGAAGAAGGAUCACUGUGCCAUUGUGAAUGCUGCUGUAUAGAGAAGAUGACUACUGUGUUGUGAAUGCUGAGAGGAAGAUGGCCACUGCGCAUGAAGUUUGCAAAGGAUAAAGGGGCUACCGGAACUUAAUUAACCUGACCUUAGUUUUAUGUUGGCCUAUCUAGCCAAGUUGAAGAUCUGUCCAUUUGAAAAGGGAGUUUGACACCACCUGAACAUGCCUGUGUCGCUGGCACACUGGUGUUGGAAAUGUGUCCAAUAACAGUAUGUCAAGCUUUCUACCAGGGUUGCACAAGGGAGAGGAAGCGGGAAAGGGUUUUUCUCUUCAUUCCAACGUAUGUACAGAGAAAAAUUGUGGAGGGACCAUUUGACUUUUUGAAAAAUUGAGUCUUUAACUCACUUUUGCAAGUAGAUUGACGACGAUGGUUUUGGAACCUUUCCUGUCAUAGCACCAUCUAGUUGGAGAAAGAGAAACAAGUUUUCUUGUGCAGGGCAACAUGAUGGUUUAUGGGUUUACAUGAAUUAAAAGCUGUCUAUCUAUCCCUGUAAUAGGACGAACCUUUGCUGUUGUUUAUAACAGGAGAGUCCAGAUUAUUGACAAUUUGUUAGUUUUUACACCUUGAAAAAUCAAAAGUUGAUGCUAAUAUAUGGAAAUAGACUCUUACAGUCGGGUUGGGUUCUCCGUAAUAGCUUACCGAGGUUUCAAAUUAAGUCAUUGUCCGGGUGGUUACUCUAAAGUAUUAGCGACUGACUAUUUUGGGUAUUUUUAUAAAUAAAAUAUAAAUGUGAAUCUAUUUUAAAACAA
Molecule: messenger RNA, 4545 nt
Organism: Glycine soja
Lineage: Eukaryota; Viridiplantae; Streptophyta; Magnoliopsida; Fabales; Fabaceae
Product: serine-arginine protein 55-like
Exons: 3
Coding region: 320-2344 (674 amino acids)
Molecular function (GO): zinc ion binding; RNA binding
Source: RefSeq, a predicted model, not a curated record